Symbiodinium pilosum is the source of this 1860-nucleotide messenger RNA. Lineage: Eukaryota; Dinophyceae; Suessiales; Symbiodiniaceae. The record is from the annotation of a GenBank genome assembly.
AUGACGAGCACCCCAAAGCAAAAGUUUCGACCUUCUUUGGGCGAGCCUUCUCGUGUCAGCAGACUUCGCGCACAAUCUCCUGGAGCGUCUUCGGUGGGAUCAGGAGAGGAUGUAGGUACAUCGCCGCGCAGGCGUGCCUUGUUUCCCAGUGGUACAGGGCGGCCCCGAACAAUUGUCAGUUCAAGGCAUUCGCGUGACCCAAGACCCAUUGGGGACAGGGCUUUCACCUCACAAUGCGCCAAGAAUGUGGUGGAGCUUCUGUGUGCUCGAGGAUAUUCGAAGACAUUUUCGCAUGACAAGCUCUUGAAGGACCCCUCCACGAAGGAAUUCUAUGAUGUUUUCCGGUUCUUGAUCGCGCAACUGGACCCCCAGCUGGAAGUAGAAGGCAAGAUGGAGGAUGAAGUGCCCAGCAUCAUGAGACGCUUGAAGUACCCUGUGGAAGUCAAUCGCUCCAAGCUUCAGGCUAUUAGCGGCCCGAACACUUGGCCGCAGUUGCUGGCAGUGCUGGAUUGGCUUACUGUUCUUGUCCGCAUCAACGAUGAUUUGAUAGAGCCCUUGGCAGCGUGUCAACUGGGGCUAUCAGACGUGGGUGAUCCUGAUCGUGACGCAGGCGACCAUCAUGUUCUCAGAUCUCUACACGAAAACUACUUGAACUUCCUGAGUGGCAAGGAUGACAGUGGAGAUGAAGAGAGGCUGCGGAUGAUCUACAUGCAGCGCAUCGAAGCGCUGCAGGCAGAAAUCCAACGGCUCGAGAACCAGCAGGUGGAAAUGCAGCAGAAGCUACAGGAUUUUCAAGCGGAACAUGAAAGACUCCAAGAUCUCCAGAAAGUGCCCGCCCAGCUUGAGAUGGAAGCUGAUCGGCUGCGUAGCAUCAUUCAGGCGCAGGAGCACAAAGUACAGACCAUUGAGGAUGAGACGAUCUGCAAAGAGGCCGAAGAGCGGGAGCAACAGAAGGAGAUUGAAAGCUUGCAGGCCAAGAGAGCUUGGUUGGCGGAACAGGUUGAGAGCCAGGCUUACUCAAGAAGAGACAUCGAGCGCCUGCAUGCUGAGCGGUCCCACCUGCGGCAGCUUUUCAAAGACUUGAAGGCUGAAGGCGAACGGGCUGAUGAAGAAGUGUGGGAACUGGGCAUGCAAGAGAAGAGCCGUGCUGAAGAGAUUGGUCGCUGGGUCCGCCAGGUCAAUGACACGGUCGAGUAUCUCACGCAUGCCUUGACAGAGGAGGAGGCAGAUAUCUUUGACUUCAGAGUCCGUGUGGACUUGUCUGAGCCCAGUGAUGCUUUGGCAUCGCUCGCUUUUGACGAUCAGAAGAGCUGGGCGCAGGUGGCUUCCUCCUCUCAUGCUGAGCGGCUCCAGCAAGCGGAGCUGGCCCUUCACGAGCUUCUCGAGGAGCAGAGGGGCCUUCAGACGGAACUCGCGGAGAAGGAGGGUGAAUCCCGUCACAUGAGGGCAAGGCACGAACAGCUCACCCGCAUCUAUCAGGAGUACCGUGAGUGGAGCGCUUCGCAGAUAGAGGAUGCGCAGAAGACUACGGAAGCGACUGAGGAUGCGGUGCACGAGAUUUCUAUUGGCAGCGCCGCUCCAUCACUACGAGAUGCGGCAGAGGUUGACAAGCUGAAGUUGACCUUGGCCUCCUUACAGACCCAAGGAGCCCAUGAACGCACGCAGUUGGAGGAGCAAAUUCGCCGAGAUGAAGAGCGUCUAGAGGAACAUCGGCAGCUGAUCAUGCGCGAGCUUGACGGCUAUGCCAAGGCUUCCGCGGCGCUCUGCGAUGACGUGGAAGCCGCCCUGCUGGAGCUGCGUGACUGCAUGCUUGCUGCAUGCUGUAUGCCUGCAAAGGGGGGGUUCCUGGGUUUCCUGUGA